UUAAUCGAUCAGCCAGGUUGCAAUUGCAAGUGCAAAAUCGGCAAAGAGUGCUGAGAACAUCCACAAAGCGGCGUAGAGCUAUAGGGAAAAGCAGUGCAUCUUCGAGGAAUUGGUUCUUCCGCCUGCGGUGGGAAGAAAAAAGGUCCAAAAUAAAACCAUUCCACUCUCAGCCCUUUCCUGUGGUUGCUGCGUUCUUCGAAGCCAUCUUUGAUCCGCAUCGGAGCGAGCGCUUUUGUUUUGAUUGUCAAUUGUGUCAGCUGGUCGAGAUAGAAAGAAGCAAAACAAAGCGUGAUUUGCAGUGCGUUUAAUAUCCUUUUGCGAGUGAGUGGACAUAAUACGGUGUGUGCUAGAGUGUUUCAUCCAAACAAACGCACGUCCUUGGCGUCUUGCUAUUCAGGCUGUGACUGCAUGUGAAGUGUGCGAAACAAACAUAGAACAACAACAUAAAAAACGACAAUCUUGUCGAGCCUUCAACUUGCCCGCUCUCAGUGGAAACUCGAAAGCAGGAAGUAAUACCGGCCACGUUCGGGAGACACCGCUCUUCUAGUGCGUUCCUGCACUUGAAUCGAUACAGCUUUUACGGAAGAACAAUCGCCGGAAGUGUUGUUUGUCAAAUUUAGUGCGGUUCCGAGACGUGAUAAGCCUAUCUGUAUCACCGUUGUUGAUAGUUUCACAGUGAACUGGACACGUCGCGCUCCGUCCUUGCAGCAUGGCACCGAUUGCGACAACGAACGAGCCCAAAAUGGCCCAGGGUGGUGAGGAAACGCUCACGCGCCACGCGGAUGCAAAUCAACGAUACUACACGGCCACCAACCGCAAAAAUGGCAUCAAUGAAGGAACACGCGAUGGAGCAACGAUGGCGGCAAUUCCGGCCACACUAGCAACCGGUAAUACGGUCAAACCAUGCCCGCUGAGAGCACCACUCGUCGUUACCGUUGUGGGACUGCCCUGUAGGGGGAAAUCGUUGGCCGCACACAAAGUUGCCCGACAUCUGAGCUGGCGUGGCGAAAGCGCCAAAGUAUUUACCGUGGAAGAAAAUGCUACCAUAGAAACGUUCAAUGAAAUUAGUCUGUUCUUCAAAGAAGGAAAUAAUGUUGCGAUCAUCGAUGGUAUGCAUUUGACUCGGGCCACCCGGCAAACGGUGGCCACCUAUUGCUGUGAUGCCGUCUUUCAUCAUCUGCUGAUCGAGUUCACGUGCAACGACAAAUGUCUGCAGGAGAAUGUUGCAGAUACGGUACAAUUUUACCGUAAGCUCGAUCAAAACAUUGACUGGGAGCGACGCUUCCGGGCGAGUAACGAGAACCAUGCGCCACAGUUUGAACCGUGCACGGCACUCGAGGGUCCGCUAAUUUCGGUAAACAACUCGGAGGACCCAAUGUAUCACUCCGUAACGGCGCGGGGUGUUCGUGGUGCUAUACAGACGGACAUAUUGGGUGUUUUGGCGAGUCCUGUUAUCCGUCAGCAAACGUUCUACUUCAGCCGGCACGGGGAAUCGGAGUAUAACGUAUUGGGACGCAUCGGUGGGGAUGCGGACUUAUCCCCACGGGGCAUGAAAUAUGGCGAACGGUUGGCAAGACAGCUAGGGGGCCCCGGAUCGGCUCCGGACUCUCCACGACCGAAACUGAUCUGGACAUCUGAGUUGCGGCGUACGAUCCAUACCGUCCAGAACAUCCCAGGACCGCGGGCAGCUAUUAAGGAUCUCAACGAGAUUAACGCUGGCAUCUGCGAGGGACUUACGUACGAGGAAAUACAGGAGAGAUUCCCACAAGAGUUUGCCUGGCGCGAUCAGGACAAGUUCAAGUACCGGUAUCCGCACGGCGAGUCCUAUCUGGAUCUGUUGCAACGUGUGGAUAGUGUUGUGCAGGCUCUGUUGACCAACACCGAUGUGUUGGUCGUUUCGCAUCAGGCUGUUCUUCGUUGCAUAAUGGCAUACUUUAAGGGCGUUAAACCAGAUGAUGUGCCGUACAUCAAUGUGCCAUUGCACACACUGCUUAUUGUGCGAUCGUAUGGGUAUGAUUUUGUUGUGGAAACGGUGCCAUUAAAGGUGGAAUGUGUAGAUACCUAUCGCAUUCAACCGAAGAACUGUUCUACUAGCCGCACCACAGCAGAUGCGCUAACAACUGUGCCGGCCCAUUUUGAUGCACCGCUUACACAACAAAUGUCUACGAUAAGCUAAAAACCUCACAAAACCACAAAGCAGCAGUACAGAUUCUGCUGCCAGGAGGAUUGAUGUAAACGCGGAAGUCCUACUCGUCUGCUAUAUCUUCUUCCCAAGCGUACAUAAAAAUAAGUCGUGAUGCUACCUACACUUUACAAUUGCAACUACAAUUAAUACUUCGUUUGGUCGCUGUAGUAGAAGCGAAAUGGCGAAGUUUGCACAACCUACGAUAGACGACUAAUCGCUUUAAAAAAAAGUUCAUCCAUAACUGCAACGCCCGCAUCACACGCGGAUCUUUCAACAGUUCUUCCACAAUUGUUUGUACAAAUCGUUAGGUCUGCAUAACCGCAGACGAAACCCGCACACAGUGCAAUUGGGCGUUAGGAGAGGGAUUUCAUGUAAUGCUGUACACCACACGCCUUAGGGAUGCAUUUUUUAUUGGCUUAACAGAGGAUCCAUUAUUGGGCUGCUUAUGGUAAUGGGCAGGGAUUAUUUCAGGGGAAAAGGAGAAUGUGGUUGAAAACAUAUGAUAGCUACUCCCGGAAAAUCUAAAUGAGGUUGUAAAGCAAGCAAGGUAGAUGACCAGAGAAAACACGAGGAGAAAUGUUUGAUAAUCAGCUGAAGGAGGAUGGAGAUUCGGAAGAAUGAUACAAUGCAUUUCUAUUGUUUCGGUAUGUUCUAGGACCAGGCGAGUGAGUUUUUAGACGCAUAGUAGCAAAAGAGGUCACCAAGCACAGUCGCAAUAAAACAGAAAUCAAAUAAAAGUUUCGUUUGCAUAAACCAUAGAAGAAUAUCAAUUGGCACAGGUAGAUCUUUUUGCAAAGCAAAAUUAGAAAGAUCUGGAAAUGAUAAAUGAUACGGGACACAAAAGGUGCAACACAGCAGAAAAGAAAGCAAGUUAAUUGAUUAAAGAAAACAAAAACACACACACAAACAAUGUUGAUCAAAUCACAAAAAAACGGCAUAAAAUGUUAGAUUAUAGUUGGGUAGUGAAAGUUUAUUUUUAAACGAAGUAAGUAAGCUAUUGUUUUAAAUAUAUCUAUAUAACGAAAGGAAAAUAAAACAAAACCAAUGGAGUUAAAACAGAA
Messenger RNA from Anopheles moucheti, 3246 nucleotides. Its product is annotated as 6-phosphofructo-2-kinase/fructose-2,6-bisphosphatase-like. The transcript is spliced from 9 exons. The coding region runs from base 710 to 2176 and encodes 488 amino acids. Gene Ontology annotation, biological process: fructose 2,6-bisphosphate metabolic process; fructose metabolic process. Gene Ontology annotation, molecular function: fructose-2,6-bisphosphate 2-phosphatase activity; 6-phosphofructo-2-kinase activity; ATP binding. The record is from RefSeq and is a predicted model, not a curated record. NCBI's taxonomy places the organism in Eukaryota, Metazoa, Arthropoda, Insecta, Diptera, Culicidae. Gene Ontology annotation, cellular component: cytosol.